AUGUUUUGUGACAAAUUGGUCUUCCUUUUUUUUUUCUCCCUUUUAACCAUCGUAUGGGGAGAUGUAGACAGCAGGGACGUCAAUGAGGCUAAAAUUCUAAUCGAGCCGGGUGACUGGAGCACCCGCGGGGGGCAUUCCACGCCGGGGGAAAAAAAGGGAUCCAACGGGGAUGAGAAGGGCGGCGAGGUCAACAAGCCGGACAAGGUAGACAAGAUGGACAAAUCAGAUAACACAGAUGAGGUCGACACCGCGGGAGAAGAGGAGGAGCAACAAGAUGUGGACGACACAGCAUCGGAUGGAGACGACGCCGAAAUCGAAGAUGCGUCACCGGAGGAUGAGGAGGACCCCCCCAAGGAGUUUCCAACUGAAGGAAAAAACAACCAUCGAAAUAACAUUCAGGCCUUAAUAAAUGAAUAUUAUACAAAUGUGAUCAUUCCAAAGAAAUCGAAGGAGCGAGCGGAGAUGGAAGAGGAGAAAAAAAAAAUGUCACUCAUGACAAGAGUUAAAAACUUCUUCAGAAGAAAAAAAGAAGAGAAGAAAAACAAACCAUUAACAUUAAUUGAAUACAUACGCCAGAAAAAUAAAAAAAUAUUGGAGCUCGAAGAGGAGAGGGCAAGAAGACACACAAUUAAAGAUAUGUACAAGUAUCUCUUCUUGACCACUGCUUAUCUCCUAUUUAAUCUGGCCAUCAUCCCGUUUAUAGGUUAUUUUUACCUGUCCAAAUGUGUUAGGGAUGCUAUUAUGAAGCAGUAUAAAAAUAAUCGAGAUAGGCGCAUUGUUCCCUACAACUACGACUUCUCUGCUGACUCACGUUCGAUGAGAUUUUCAAGCAAGACUUUCCGCAAAUGCAGGUAUCACCUUCCGCAGACGGGAAGCGACUUUCCCUUCAUGGUGGGGAUGCACCACGGGGAACCUUAUGCCAUUGUCAAGCUAUGA
Plasmodium inui San Antonio 1 is the source of this 936-nucleotide messenger RNA. RefSeq lists its product as hypothetical. The transcript is spliced from 2 exons. The record is from RefSeq and is a predicted model, not a curated record. NCBI's taxonomy places the organism in Eukaryota, Apicomplexa, Aconoidasida, Haemosporida, Plasmodiidae. The coding region runs from base 1 to 936 and encodes 311 amino acids.